AUGCCAGUUCUUUCCGACAACGUGUUUCUACAGGUCCUGCUCGUUCUCUUUGUCAUUUGGCUCAUCUACCUCAUCGUAGCCAGUUCUCAAGAGGGCUGGGAAACCGAUGGCCCCAAGUCACUGGACGAUACCGACAAACUGGCCGAUCCCGCUUGUCCUUCUGGAGACAACUGGAAACCCAUGCGCGAUCCCCACAAAUUCCCUUACGGUCGCUUCACUCCGACUGGGGAAACACCCAUCGGUGGCAUUCCAAGUCUUCCCCAGAUUACCAACACCUCUGUCGCUCCGGCUUGGGACCCUGCCGCUGACACUCAAGCCGCACCCUUCCAAGCAGCACCUGCCGGUAUGCCUGCUGCCUCGGAUUGCUCGCCGGCGUGUGCCAAUGUGGACUACAACCAAAUCUUCUCCAAGACCGGUCUGCAACCCAGUGACCUCAUUCCAGGAAUCAGUCCCGAGGUCGCCAGUUUUGCCGGCGAGGCCGACCCCAGUCAAAAUGGCAAUUUCUUGGUCACCGAAUGGUCCGCAGGUCUGCCCACUUUGAGUCUGCCUUCUAGAUACAACUCUUUGGACCUGCGUGCCGUGCCGCCCAACCCGCAAACCCCACUGUUGUUGCGUUAUCAAAUCUGCCUGUUACUGGGACAAGGAGGCUUUGGCCAAGUCUACCUCGGCCAACGUCAUGCCGAUCGCCAAACGGUGGCCAUCAAGUGCAUUUAUCGCAAACAGAUUUGCGAUUGGAGUCGUGACCCAGAUUUGGGGGUCGUGCCGCUUGAAGUCUUCAUGAUCAAGAAUCUCAGUCAUCCGAAUAUCAUUGAAUUCGUCGACUACUUCAAUGAUGACUUGGAUGCUUGUGUCUACUUGAUCACCACCGUACAUGGUUGCAUGUGGUCCUGCCCCACGGCCUCCGGGCGUGAUUUAUAUGCAUUUAUUGAAUCCCGCGGUGGCAUCUGUGAAAACGAGGCCAAAGUCAUCUUUCGUCAACUCUUGCAAGUGGUUCAUCAUCUGGACACCCGCGGUAUCGUCCACCGAGACCUCAAGGACGAAAACAUUCUCAUCGAUGAGAACCUGCACAUCAAGGUGAUUGAUUUUGGGAGCGCCGCUUUCGUUGGCAAACCCUUCAACCACUACCGCGGAACCAUCCAAUAUGCUUCUCCUGAAGUCUUGCAGUCACAGUGUUAUCAUGGGCCUGAAUUGGAGAUCUGGAACUUGGGCUGCAUUCUCUAUAUCAUGUUGACGGGCGAGCUCCCGUUCGAUAAUGCAGCACAAGCCAUCCAAGGAGACAUUCAAUGUCCCCGAUGUCCCAUUUCUGACCACUGUCAAGACCUUCUAGUACGCCUUCUACACCCAAACAAACAGUUUAGACCUGACUUGCGAGAAGUGGAACGUCACGAGGUCGCAUUGUUCCCCAUCGUCCACACCGAUGUCUGGAAUCUGUACAAGAAGGCCGAAGCCAGUUUCUGGACCGCCGAAGAAGUCGACCUGGCCCGAGACCUCCCGCAUUGGAAGGACCGACUCCAUGACGACGAACGACUUUUUAUCGAGACGGUUCUGGCCUUUUUUGCCGCUUCCGAUGGGAUUGUGAAUGAGAACUUGGUCAAUCGGUUUUCCAACGAUGUGGCCAUUCCCGAGGCCAAAUGCUUUUACGCCUUCCAGAUCGCCAUGGAAAACGUUCAUGCAGAAAUGUACUCGUUGCUCAUUGAAACCUAUGUCCAGGACCCCGAGCGCAAGUCCUUCCUUUUUGAUGCCAUCGAAACGCUGCCGUGCGUCAAGAAAAAGGCACAGUGGGCCCUGAAAUGGAUUGAAGACCGCGAAGCCAGCUUUGCCUCCAGAUUGGUCGCAUUUGCUGCAGUAGAAGGCAUUUUCUUCAGUGGGGCCUUUGCCGCAAUCUUCUGGCUCAAGAAACGAGGGUUGAUGCCGGGCCUGACCUUUUCAAACGAACUCAUUUCCAGAGACGAAGGUCUUCACUGCACCGCGGCGUGCUUGCUGUAUAGCAAAUUGCAGUCCAAACUGUCGGCGGAAACCGUUACGGCCAUCAUUGUCGAGGCCGUGGGAAUUGAGCAAGAGUUUUUGACCGAUGCGUUGCCCGUGCGAUUGAUUGGCAUGAAUGCGGAUUUGAUGAGACAGUACAUUGAGUUUGUUGCCGAUCGCCUGCUGGUGGACCUGGGAUGCAACAAGCAUUACGGGUGCGAAAACCCCUUUGACUUUAUGGAGAUGAUUAGUCUACAGGGCAAGACCAAUUUCUUUGAGAAACGGGUGGGCGAAUACGCCAAAGCCGGUGUGGGUCAAUGGCAGGUUCACAAAGUGUUCACCUUGGAUGAAGACUUUUGA
Synchytrium microbalum is the source of this 2325-nucleotide messenger RNA. RefSeq names its product ribonucleoside-diphosphate reductase. The transcript is spliced from 5 exons. Lineage: Eukaryota; Fungi; Chytridiomycota; Chytridiomycetes; Synchytriales; Synchytriaceae. The coding region runs from base 1 to 2325 and encodes 774 amino acids. Gene Ontology annotation, biological process: deoxyribonucleotide biosynthetic process; protein phosphorylation. The record is from RefSeq and is a predicted model, not a curated record. Gene Ontology annotation, molecular function: ATP binding; protein kinase activity; oxidoreductase activity.